UAAGUCACUGAAUUCCGCAGGAAAAAAACUGCGAUUCUAACGUGGCCAGAUACAUACGUUGUCGAGGCUGUGCAGGAAACAGAAUUGUACUAUGAUUUGUACAAUUAGCGAAUUUGGUUAUUUGAGAUAUUACAAAUAGCAGUAAGAUGGAGUGCACUGCUGAAACUUCGAUUCUAGAAUUAAAAGAACAUCGAAUAUUGAGAUUUUAUUGUGAAAAAUGUCUACAAUUCGAGACGCACACUCUACUUCAAAACUCAAUAGAAGACAAAAUAAAAAUUAUUGAAUCCAAAGAUGAAAUAAUAACGUUACUUAAACAAAAACUAACGGAGUCCGAAUCAUCACGUAUACCAAUAACAACAUCAUCAUAUAGUCAAAUAGCACAAACUGAAAUAAAAAAAUCACCAAAAAUAAACAUAAAUCUUCCCGGAAUCAUUAUUAAACCAAAGCAAAAACAAACUGCCGAAAAAACUGAAAAGGAUAUAAAGGAAGCUAUAGUUCCAAAAGAUCUUCGAAUUGCCGUAAAAAAUACUAAAAAAAUAAAAGAUAGUAGUAUUCUUAUUCAAUGCUGCAAUAAGGAACAUGUUGACAUUCUAAAAAAAGAAGCAGAAUCCAAAUUAAAGAACUAUGAAGUACAAGUAACAAAAUUAAGGCUACCGAGGUUCAAAAUAAUAGGAUGUACCACCAAUCUUAGCGAAAAGGAGAUAGAGAACUCUAUAAGAAAGCAAAACAAUUUUAUUACCGAGCAAAAUAAACUUAAAAUAACAUAUAAUAAAAAAGCUAGAAAUGACAAAGGUAAAUCCAUAGUUUUUGGUGAAUGUGACCCCAUUUUAUUUAGUAAACUGAUAUAUGAAAAGAAAAUUUUCUUUGGUUGGCAAAGGUAUCCAGUAUACGAGGAUUUGAGUAUACAGCGAUGUUUUAAGUGUCAACAAUUUUACCACAAAAUUGAAAAUUGUCCUAAUGAAGCUGUAUGUGAAUUUUGCUCCAACAAACAUGAUGUAUCUGAAUGUCCGAAAUUACAAAAAAAAUGCGUCAACUGCAUUUCAGCAAACAUGAAAUACAAAAGUAAUUACAACACAGUUCAUGAAGCAAACAACCCAGAAUGUCCAUCUUAUCAGUACCAGUUGAAUCUUCUGCGAACGAAAAUAGAUUAUCAUGGGUAAUCUUAAUGGUAUGUGAACAACCUGAAAUAGUACUAUUACAAAACCUAGAAGUUCUGGAUAAUGUAUUGCAUCAGGAGACUGUCGACAGUGAAUCAAUUACAAGUAAAAUUAAUCUCAAUAAUAUUUUUUUUAAUAUUUUACAUUUUAAUAUUAGAUCUAUACAUAAGAAUUUUAAUGAACUAGUAGCAUACUUGCAAGCUUAUGAGUUAAAUUUUAGCGAUAUAAUUGUUUUGGGAGAAUCUUUUGAAAGUUAUGACAAUCAAUAUAAUA
Molecule: messenger RNA, 1430 nt
Organism: Anthonomus grandis grandis
Lineage: Eukaryota; Metazoa; Arthropoda; Insecta; Coleoptera; Curculionidae
Exons: 2
Coding region: 147-1160 (337 amino acids)
Source: RefSeq, a predicted model, not a curated record